Molecule: messenger RNA, 1272 nt
Organism: Pseudocercospora fijiensis CIRAD86
Lineage: Eukaryota; Fungi; Ascomycota; Dothideomycetes; Mycosphaerellales; Mycosphaerellaceae
Exons: 2
Coding region: 1-1272 (423 amino acids)
Biological process (GO): transmembrane transport
Cellular component (GO): fungal-type vacuole membrane
Molecular function (GO): transmembrane transporter activity
Source: RefSeq, a predicted model, not a curated record
AUGAGCAUUUCAAUUCCAAACGAAGACUCAGAGAAGAACACAGAGCUCAACGGCCUACAGAAAAUAGCGACACCUCAGGAACAGGUCUUCGAUCAUGGCAUGCUCUGCUGGCUACAAGUUGUCGGAUCAUUCGCCGUCUGGGCGAACACAUGGGGCCUUGCUAAUGCCUAUGGAGAGUUCCAGGUAUAUUGGGAGCAGAGACUGCUACAGCCAGCCAGCCAGAUUGCAUGGAUCGGGAGCAUUCAAUCUUUUCUGAUUCUCUUCAUGGGCUUCCUGACGGGAUCCUUAUUCGAUGCUGGAUACUGUCGCUCACUUCUCAUUGUUGGAAAUCUGCUUGUGGUACUGGGCAUGAUGCUCACAAGCAUCUGUUCCGAGUACUGGCAGAUCAUCCUGUGCCAAGGCAUUGUCACCGGACUCGGCUUCGGCUGUCUGUUUACUCCAGGAGUUUCUGUGGUAUCGCAAUACUUCGUCACGAAGCGCCAAUUCGCCAAUGGUAUCGCUGCUGGAGGAUCUGGCUUCGGCGGCGUUGUUUACCCAAUCGUCCUCCAUCGACUGGCUCCUCAGAUCGGUUUCGAUUGGGCGGUCCGAGUCGUGGCCUUCAUCACACUCUUCUUUGGCAUCGUGUCAAUCGCCACUCUCAGAAGCCGACAUGCUUCGGGAAAGAUGCGAAGCGUGAUCGCUCCAGGCUUUUUCAAGAACACACCCCUCGUGCUGUACUCUUUCGGCCUGUUUUCGAUCGUGGUCGCGCUCUACAUCCCGAUCGUAUAUAUCAGCAAUUACGCCUUGACUUAUCACAUCACCGAUCCGAAUCUAGCAUUUUACCUCGUUCCCAUCCUCCAAGCUGCGAACAUCAUUGGGAGACUGGUGCCGAACUUCUUUGCAGAUUGGACCGGACCUAUCAAUAUGACCAUUCCCGCCAUGAUCGGAGCUGCGAUUGUAGUGUACGCAUGGAUUGCGAUCCGGAACCAAGCAGGACUUUUGGUAUUCGCAGUCAUUUACGGCAUUUUCUUUGGUACAAUCCAAGCACUCGGUGGUCCUUGUAUCGCGUCUCUGGCACCUGAUCGCAGAAAUUUGGGCCGCAGUAUGGGCAUGUCUUUCGCGAUAGGAUCGUUUGGUGUACUCAUCGGUACUCCAGUCGGAGGCGCUAUCCUCGGGGAAAACGACAAUUUCGUCGCGGUACAGGCUUUCACAGGAAGCAUCUGUGUUGUCGCGACAUUCUUCUAUCUUGCAAGUCGGAUAAGCAAAGCGGGGCUGAGAUGGGAGAAAGUGUGA